AUGGCAAUUCUGACCAUGGAAUCAUUGGGAAUACCAUCAUCCAUUGUUUUUUCUACAUUCAUCUUUGGCAUCAUCACAUACUGUUUAAUUAUACUCUUCCACUCAAUACUACUUGUGACUAUUGUUGUAAACCGGAAUCUGCAUGAGCCCAUGUACAUACUGCUGUUUAAUUUGUCCAUAUGUGACCUUAUGGGAGCUACGGGUUUUUACCCACAGCUGGUUUGUAGUAUACUGUCUCAGAGCAGAGAAAUCUCCUACGCUGCCUGCACCUUACAAGGCAUCAUUCUUCAUCUCUAUGGGACUGGAUCUCUUUUAUUUCUCACUGUUAUGUCUUAUGACAGAUACGUUGCUGUUUGCAACCCUUUGAGAUACCACAGUCUGAUGACACGAGGUAUCUUGGUGAAAUUUAUUUGCAUGGUCUGGUCUGUAAAUUUUGCUAUGAUUGGGGCUUUAUUUGUGCUCACAAUAAGCAAAGAAAUCUGCAGGACAAACAUAGUGGACACAUACUGCAAUAAUCCCUCUCUAAUGAAGCUAAGUUGUGAGGAUAUGAGAGUGGUUAACUACUAUGGCCUGGCGAUUAUAGCUCUUGUACAGGGCUUUUCCAUACUGAUAGUAUCAUUAACAUAUAUCAAAAUCCUAAUUACCUGUCUUUCUAAAAAACAGACACAAUCUAUAGGUAAGGCAAUGCAAACCUGUGGGACACAUUUAGUUGUUUUUCUGAGUUUUGAGGUUAACAUAUUCUUACUACUGGUUUCUCACAGGUUAGAAGCAGUAUCUCCACACUUACGCAGGGCUUUUGGUGUUGCAGUUAUUAUUAUUCCUCCAAUUCUUAACCCUCUAAUUUAUGGGUUGAAAACAAAGGAAAUACGACAAACAGUGUUUAGGUUCUUACAAAAAAAGGUUUCCUCUAUCUAA
Molecule: messenger RNA, 915 nt
Organism: Ictalurus furcatus (blue catfish)
Lineage: Eukaryota; Metazoa; Chordata; Actinopteri; Siluriformes; Ictaluridae
Product: olfactory receptor 52B2-like
Exons: 1
Coding region: 1-915 (304 amino acids)
Biological process (GO): G protein-coupled receptor signaling pathway
Cellular component (GO): membrane
Molecular function (GO): G protein-coupled receptor activity; olfactory receptor activity
Source: RefSeq, a predicted model, not a curated record